Carassius carassius (crucian carp) is the source of this 1608-nucleotide messenger RNA. Its product is annotated as carbonic anhydrase 4-like. The transcript has 9 exons. Bases 94 to 1053 code for a protein of 319 amino acids. NCBI's taxonomy places the organism in Eukaryota, Metazoa, Chordata, Actinopteri, Cypriniformes, Cyprinidae. Gene Ontology annotation, molecular function: zinc ion binding; carbonate dehydratase activity. The record is from RefSeq and is a predicted model, not a curated record. Gene Ontology annotation, cellular component: plasma membrane.
UGAUGAAAGUGACCCACCCACUACAUGUGAUGUGUGAAGAGUACUAAAGGCAGGAAUGAACACCGGUGAAUCAAGUCAGAGGUAACACCAGAGAUGAUUGUCUUGCUAGUAACUUGCCUUGUUGCUCUUCUGUGUCCCAUCGUCCGCAGUGCGGACACUCCAUUGGUAUGGUGCUAUCACAAGCCAGCAUGCAAUUUUAUCACCUGGCCCAAGAUUGCCUCACAAUAUUGCAACGGAUCCCAACAAUCUCCCAUUAAUAUUAUGACUGCAAGCGUUCAGCAAAAUCCUAACCUGACCGCCUUUAACUUAACUGGUUUUGAUGACAACUCCACCUUCAUGUCAAUAGCAAACGCUGCUGACUCUGUGGUGGUCAACCUGGAUGAUGAGAAAAUUAAAGUGCAAGGAGGCAACCUUCCUGGUGUAUACAACACCAAACAAUUCCAUCUCCACUGGGGUAAUGGCAGCUCCUCGCCUGGCUCCGAACACAUGGUGGAUGGCAAACAAUACCCAAUGGAGCUGCACAUUGUAAGUGUCCAUUCAAAAUACAACGGGAACGUGUCAGCUGCUCUAGCUGCCAAAGACAGCACAGGAUUGGCUGUUCUUGGUUUCUUCAUUGAGGGAACCAAUGAAGUGAACAAAACAAAAAGCUGGGAUAUCCUAACAUCCUAUUUGACAAACAUACGCAAUUCAGGUGAGCAAACCUCAGACAUCAUGAAUCAAAUCACACUGAACAGUCUGAUCGAAGGUGUGGACAGGACUAAAUAUUACCGUUACCAAGGCUCUCUAACUACACCCGACUGUAAUGAAGUUGUGAUUUGGACUGUCUUUAAAGAGCCCGUCAGAGUCAGUCACGAUUUUAUUAACCGCUUCAGCACAACUGUCUUUUUCAAAGAUGGAAGUGCUUCAGUUCUGAACACCUACAACUUCAGGGGAGUUCAGCCCUUGAAUGGCAGAGUUGUGACGUCACAGGUCACAGUGCCGUCUGCAGCACCUCCAUCAUCCACUUUAUCUGUUAUCACCGUACUUCUCUUGUCCAGUUUGUAUUUGCUGUAAAAAAUGCUUUGCAAACACGUUUUAUGAGCUGAUUUUAUUUCAAUUAUGUCUACUUCAUUGAUUGCAUUUGAUUGUGGUGGUUUCUGUAAUAUGUAGCUUUUUGUGGGGAAAAAAAGAUGUAAAUUGGGGGUCAAUGACAUGAAGGUAUUUUUACCAAUUGUAUUUCUAUUUGUACCAAGUGUACUUUUAAACGCACAAUUUACAGUAUCAUCUGUGAGUCCUUAGGAUAUCAAUUAUUAAUAUAUAUAUAUAUAUAUAUAUAUAUUAAAUCUCAACUCUUAUGCUACCUUCACGUUCUGUUGAGAGGCAUUCGCGUCUAAUUUCCAAUUAGGAAACUUUACGUACAUUUUGAUAGCACAUGAAUGUGUAGCAUGCAGCAUCAGUUUAAAACAGCUAAAAUCAUACAGAAUCUUUAUGUUUUAAAUGAACCUUCUGUUAUCUGCAAUUUUAUUCAACAGUAGGUGAUUCUAUAGUAUUUAAGAUGACACAUUUAAAUGUCUAAAGCAUGACAGCUAUUAAACCUGAAAUAAUAAAUGUUUGCUGUUUAAUAACAAA